Molecule: messenger RNA, 872 nt
Organism: Polypterus senegalus (gray bichir)
Lineage: Eukaryota; Metazoa; Chordata; Cladistia; Polypteriformes; Polypteridae
Gene: erh
Product: ERH mRNA splicing and mitosis factor
Exons: 4
Coding region: 118-432 (104 amino acids)
Source: RefSeq, a predicted model, not a curated record
CAAAGAGGCGGGUUGUUGUGCGAGUGAGUACUUCCGGGAGUAAAGGUUGUUUGUUCUGCUCGCCGUUUGUCGCUGCGUUUUCUGCUAACAGAGAGGAGACGCCGACAUUUACGAAACAUGUCGCACACAAUCUUGCUGGUUCAGCCUACGAAGAGGCCAGAGGGACGGACAUACGCGGACUACGAGUCUGUUAACGAGUGUAUGGAAGGAGUUUGUAAGAUGUAUGAAGAACAUUUGAAGAGGAUGAAUCCAAAUAGCCCAUCCAUUACAUAUGACAUCAGCCAGCUUUUUGACUUUAUUGAUGAUCUUGCUGAUCUCAGCUGCCUUGUGUAUAGAGCAGACACACAGACAUAUCAGCCAUACAACAAAGACUGGAUAAAGGAGAAGAUUUACGUAUUACUCCGUCGUCAGGCACAGCAGGCAGGCAAAUGAUCUACUCUGCUGUGCCAUCACUUUUUUGGAGUCGAAGGCUAGCAGUUUGAAAGUAGUAUUGGCCUUUUGUAUUCUGUUCUGUUUUCCUUGUGUUCUUAUCCAGGUUAGUGAAAGGCUAUUUACAAAGGAGAACCAUGCUUAUGGAAAUCAUUUUAUUAAAAUAAAACACUUUGUACUAAAGUAUAGGCUCCAACAUUUUCUUGAACAGUUCGUUUUUAAGAGAAAUUAAUAACUUGUGUGUAGGUUGUACUCAAACUUGACAUCGUCGGGCUUAGUUGUGUUUAUUUUGGCCUUUUCUAUUGAAUCAGAUUCCUCUUCCCUGUUGGUUGAUGUUUUUUUUUUUUUUCUCAUGUUUGAAGUUGAAUGAUUGUGAUUUAACAGUUCUUAGCAGAUGCUGCUUUAAGUUUUAAUUUUUACAAUUUCAGUAGCUGCUUUGACAU